Molecule: messenger RNA, 6335 nt
Organism: Larimichthys crocea (large yellow croaker)
Lineage: Eukaryota; Metazoa; Chordata; Actinopteri; Sciaenidae
Gene: ppfia1
Product: PTPRF interacting protein alpha 1
Exons: 33
Coding region: 956-4714 (1252 amino acids)
Biological process (GO): synapse organization
Cellular component (GO): presynaptic active zone
Molecular function (GO): protein binding
Source: RefSeq, a predicted model, not a curated record
UUAUCAGACUGAGCGGCCGACAGGAACUGGCCGCCGCCGCUCCGCCGCCGCAGCCACGCACGGAGCCGCCAUUGGCUGUCCGACUGCCGGAGCUCUGGCAGCAGGCAGAGGCGACAGGGAAGGAAGGGAAGCACCGGAGCGACGACCGGAGCCCUGCGCUUUGUUUUUUUUUUUUUUGUUUUAAACAAACCGAGAGAGCGACAUAAACUCGGACACGAAGAAACCCGAGGAAACCCGAGGAAACCCGAAGACACACGAAGGGAAUACAAAGUUUGUGUUUCUAACGUUCGCUGGAAGUUUGGGAAGCUAACGGCUAGCUGAUGCUAAACCAACCGUUUGACCCGAGACACGAUUAAAAACUUUAUUUUUUUUUACUAUUUUCGACCAUGUAAGACGCGCGGUCAUGAGAUGCCGCACUUUGAUACGGAGCAGAGCUUUUAUUUAGAUUAAAACGCGUCAGUGUGUGUGUGUGUGUGUGUGUUAGCUGCCUAGCCGGCUAGCGGCUAACUGACUUCAAGCCAAAGAGCUAACGCUGCUAGCCUAGCCUAGCCUAGCCUAGCCUAGCCUAGCCGGAGCUACCACCGGGUUUCCACGUCACCUCGCUGCCCCGUGACAUGUCUACCUGCGCUCGGCUGGUUUCGCUCGGUGUGUUUUCGCUUCCAGGCUCGGAUAUCAUGCUACAAUCAUCCGCUUCGCUUAAUGCCAGCCUGCUAACGCGGUGUUAGCCGGAGCCGGGAAAACUUGGACCGCCGCCUCCUCUCCUCUCCUCUCCCCCGCUGUCCGCUCACUUUAUCUCGGGGAUUCGCUCUGAGGCCUUUUUUUUUCCAGGAUCUCAUCCUCCUCCAGCCUUGAUGAGUCCCAGCUCUGAGUGACUGUGGAGCUCUGACGAGGCUGUAACAUUUGGAGUUACCUGGACUUCAUUUAAAAAAAGCAAAACUAACUUUAUCCUGCAAAGAUGAUGUGCGAAGUGAUGCCCACCAUCAGCGAGGCCGAGGGGCCCGGCGGGGGAGGCGGCGGUGGCCGUCGAGGUUCCGGCUCCCCGCUGCAGUCGGACUCGGAGGGCCACUUUGAGUCGCUGAUGGUGUCCAUGCUGGAGGAGAGGGAUCGACUUCUCGACACUCUUCGAGAGACUCAGGAGAAUCUGGGCUUGACCCAGGGCAAACUGCACGAAGUCAGCCAUGAAAGGGACUCGCUGCAGAGACAGCUUAACACGGCUCUGCCCCAGGAGUUUGCUGCACUGACAAAGGAGGUGAACAUUUGCCGGGAGCAGCUUCUGGAGAAGGAGGAGGAGAUUGCUGAGCUGAAGGCGGAGAGAAACAACACACGGCUCCUGUUGGAGCACUUGGAGUGCCUGGUGUCUCGCCACGAGCGCAGUCUGAGGAUGACGGUGGUGAAGAGACAGGCUCAGUCUCCAGCUGGAGUCUCCAGUGAAGUGGAGGUCCUCAAAGCCCUUAAGUCACUUUUCGAACACCACAAAGCCCUCGAUGAGAAGGUGAGGGAGCGACUCCGCGUUGCCUUGGAAAGAUGCAGCGCAUUGGAGGAGCAGCUCACCAUGUCGCACAAAGAACUGGCUUACCUCAGGGAGCAGAACAGCCAGAAGAGAGGGCUGGCAGAUGGAACCAGCGAGGUCAACCACAACUCUGAAAACACACCAAGCACUAAUGGCAAGCGGUCAUCGGACGGUUCGCUGAGCCAGGAGGAGGAGUCGUCGUCGGGGCCCGUGUUCGGGAAGGUUGGCGAGCUCCAGGAAGUGGUGGAACGCCAGAUGGCUGAUCUAGGCCAGAUGAAGGAGCGCAUGGCUUCUAUGGUUUCACGCAUCAAUGAGCUGGAGGAGGACCUGGACACGGCUCGGAAGGACCUCAUCAAGUCCGAGGACAUGAACACACGGCUACAGAGAGACCUGAGAGAGUCGAUGGCUCAGAAGGAAGACAUGGAGGAGAGGAUCACCACCCUGGAGAAGCGCUACCUGGCAGCUCAGCGGGAGGCCACCUCCGUCCACGACCUCAACGACAAGCUGGAGAACGAAGUGGCCAACAAGGAGUCGCUGUUCAGACAAACUGAAGACAGAAACCGGCAACUCCAAGAGAAGCUGGAGCUGGCUGAGCAGAAGCUGCAGCAGACCAUCCGCAAGGCCGAGACUCUGCCUGAGGUGGAAGCAGAGCUAGCCCAGAGGGUGGCUGCCCUCACCAAGGCAGAGGAACGCCACGGCAACGUGGAGGAGAGGCUGAGGCAGCUGGAGGCCCAGCUGGAGGAGAAGAACCAGGAGCUGCUCAGGGCACGGCAGAGAGAGAAGAUGAACGAGGAGCACAACAAGCGUCUGUCUGAGACGGUGGACAAACUCCUGUCAGAGUCCAACGAGAGACUCCAGCUUCACCUCAAAGAGAGGAUGUCUGCUCUGGAGGACAAGAACGCCCUCAUAAGAGAACUGGACCACACCAAGAAGCUGAUUGAGGAGUCUCAUCAUGAGAAGGAGCAGCUGCUGAUCCAGAUCGAGACCAUGCGGGCUGAGAACGAGCAGGGCCGGAGCAGAAGCAACUCCUUACUACACGGACGCUCUCAGCUGGGCAGCACUCCAGAUUUCAGGUAUCCAGUGUCGGCUUCCUCCAUGAUGGACAGUAACUCAGACCACUACGGCUCGGCUCUGGUGCUGAGACGGCCUCAGAAAGGACGGAUGGCAGCGCUCCGGGACGAGCCGUCCAAGCGACAUGUGCAGACUUUAAACGAGCAGGAGUGGGAGCGCAUGCAACAAGCCAACGUGCUUGCAAACGUGGCCCAGGCCUUCGAGAGCGACAUGGAUGCUUCGGACCUGGAGGAGGAUCGAGAGACCAUUUUCAGCUCGGUGGACCUGCUGUCCCCUGGUGGCCAGGCCGACGCACAGACCCUCGCCUUAAUGCUGCAGGAGCAGCUGGACGCCAUCAACAAUGAAAUUAGGAUGAUCCAGGAGGAGAAGGAGAGCACCGCCAUCCGAGCAGAGGAGAUCGAGUGCCGGGUGGGCAGCGGCGACAGCCUGGGAGGACGCUUCCGCUCGAUGAGCUCCAUCCCUCCGUCACUGUGUGGGGGCUCCUCGUUGGGAGGCUCACCCCCAGACUCUGGCCACUCCACCCCCAGACGCAUUCCUCGCAGCCCCAACAGAGAACUGGACCGAAUGGGCGUCAUGACCUUGCCUAGUGACCUGCGCAAGCACCGCAGGAAGUCUGCUCAGGACGACAAGGCCACGAUCCGAUGUGAGACGUCACCCCCCACCACUCCUCGCUCCAUGCGCCUGAACAGGGAGGCAGGACACACUGCGAGCCACGAGGACAUCAGAGACAUCCGAGGCCUGGCUGGUCUGCAGGACGGUCAGGGUAGCAACCCCAGCAGCAGCAACAGCAGCCAGGACUCCCUCAACAAAGCAGCCAAGAAGAAGAGCAUCAAGUCUUCCAUUGGACGCCUCUUUGGGAAGAAGGAGAAGGGCCGACCCAGCAUUCCUGGCAAGGACUCCCCCAGCCAAGCCGGCACUCCCGAGGCAGAGAGCUCUCCAAAGGAUGGACUAGGCGUGGGCACUCUGGGAGGUCCUGCAGAGAAGAACAGGAAGCUGCAGAAGAAUCCAAAGACUGGGCAUGAGUUACUGGAGGAGGCUCGCAGGCAGGGCCUGCCGUUCGCCCAGUGGGAUGGACCAACUGUCGUGGUUUGGCUGGAGCUGUGGGUGGGCAUGCCCGCCUGGUACGUGGCCGCGUGUCGCGCCAACGUGAAGAGCGGAGCCAUCAUGUCGGCGCUGUCGGACACGGAGAUCCAGAGAGAGAUCGGCAUCAGCAACCCGCUUCAUCGUCUGAAACUUCGCCUGGCCAUCCAGGAGAUCAUGUCUCUGACCAGCCCCUCAGCCCCGCCCACCUCCAGAACGACCACAGGAAACGUUUGGGUCACACAUGAAGAAAUGGAAAGUUUGGCAGCCACACCUCCCACGGAGGAUGACGAGGGCAGCUGGGCCCAGACUCUGGCGUACGGAGACAUGAACCACGAGUGGAUCGGUAACGAGUGGCUGCCCAGUCUGGGUUUGCCGCAGUACCGCUCCUACUUCAUGGAGUCCCUGGUGGACGCCCGCAUGCUCGACCACCUCACCAAGAAAGACCUGAGAGGACAGCUGAAGAUGGUGGACAGCUUCCACAGGAACAGUUUCCAGUGUGGAGUGAUGUCUCUGAGGAGGCUCAACUAUGACAGGAAGGAGCUGGAGAGGAGAAGAGACGAGUCUCAGAUGGAGCUUCAAGAAGUGUUGGUGUGGAGUAACGAGCGCGUCGUCAGCUGGGUUCAGGCCAUCGGCCUCAAAGAGUACAGCGGAAACCUUUACGAGAGCGGAGUCCACGGAGCGCUGCUCGCCCUCGACGAAACCUUCGAUCACAACGCUCUGGCUCUGCUGCUGCAGAUCCCCACGCAGAACACACAGGCCAGAGCGACUCUGGAGCGUGAAUACAACAGUCUGCUGGCCAUGGGCACGGAGCGGAGGAUGGAGGAGGAUGACGACAAGAACUUCCGCCGCGCUCCCUCAUGGAGAAAGAAGUUCAGGCCCAAAGACAUGAGGGGGAUGUCGUUGGGAGCGUCCGACACGCUGCCCGCCAACUUCAGAGUGACCAGCAGCAGCGCGGCGUCUCCCUCCACGCAGCCAAAGAGGAGCCCGAUGGACGGAAGUCAGUCUAUACAGAGGCUGGACACUGCCACAGUCAGGACCUACUCUUGUUAACACAACGUUUAUCCUCAUUAUUUCUAUAGGUAACCGCUGGUCUGAGGAUGAAGGGGAGUUCCCCGCAUUCAAGACCAGGAUGAUGAACUGAAAUGACUCGCAAGGACACUAAAAGAUGUUUUUUUGUUUUUGUUUUGUUGUGUCAUCACAGAGAAAGACCGUACUCACCGAUCUCAGUAUCCCUAGAGGAAACUUUCUAGAUUUAUCUACAUUUGUUAUGAUAUUUAUGUAAACCCAUGGGACAUUUUAAUUGAUUUUAGAAUUACUAUGUAACCCUUUCCCCCUUUAAUCACCCCACUUUUUAAAAAAAGAAACCUUUUCCACUGUGCCCGUAUUAAGCUCAGCUCUCAGAUGUAUGUAACUGAAUGUUUGGACUGUCUGGAGUUUGUAUAUUUCUACCAACAGACGUUUUAUCUAAUCUUUUUUAUAAUCCUGAUUCUAUUGACCAGAUGUAUGUUUUGUUUCUCUUCUUCUUCUUCCUCGCUUUGAUUUGAAUUCUAAUCAUUGAAUUUCUGCUUAAGUGACUUUGAUAUGUGAUAUAACUUAAUUCAUAUCCUUUGGCCCUUUUUAACUGUCGUAUUUUUUUGUAGCUUCUUACCUGUGAUUGAUUGAAAGUAAAUACAGCUCUUAGAGCCACGGAUGUGUGAAUAUCAGACAAAUUGCUGGAGUUGUCAGACUGUUUCACAAACUGCUCAACACUGUGAGUCAUCCAUCACCUCUAAAAUAAUAAUUUGGAUGGUGACGACAGAUAUCAUGUGAAACACACACACUUUGUUUUCCUCUCUGCUCUCUUUUCUUUCCACCUUACCUGCGAAACCAAAAUGAGUUUUUAAGAAUUAAAGCCAUAUAACCGUAGCGAAAACAAAAACCAGAGGGCUUCUUCGGAUGCAAAACGGAAUUCGAGGUUCUCCUCAAGAAAUGCAUGCGUGUCCCCGCCCCCCCACACCCAGCGCACCCCUUUAACAAAAACAAACCUCCCUCACCUCUGGAGGAACGCACGGCGGGCUCACCUGUACGAGGACUUGAACGUACAGAAGAGUCGUGAAGCGUGCGGCUUCUCCUUCGAUGGACCAACUUCACCGAGGCCUCAGUCGAUCCCCGCUGUGACUAGAUAACCCUGAAGGCGGCGCGAUCCACCCACAAACACUCUGUGCGAACAUUUCAUAUCAAGCCUUAUUGUUUCUUAACUCUUCUGUCGUCUGUUCUUAUUUAUUAUUACUCAUCCGCAUUGUGUUUGGUCAGUUGUACUUCCAUAGCUGAAGCCCCAGUUUGCUCCUGUGAAUGUAGCAGAGCUCCUCACGUCUGUCCCGUCAGCGUUACCCAACACAGGUUCCACCGCUCGGUCGUCCCGGCGACUGAGAAGAACCGAAGAGUUUUCUUUCUUUUCUUUCACGUUAGUCAAACAUUAAAGUAGAGUCGCCUCUUUUUAUUUUCUGUUUGUGAUUUUAGUCAUUCAUGCACAAUGCAAAUCAUGUUGCUGUUGUUUUACUCCUGCUCUUCCCAUUUGAAUCUCCUGAUCUUGUAACAAUGAUGUACAGUCUGAGUACUUAUAAACUAUUUUUAUCACAAUAUUAUUUAUUGCUUACUUUCAAUAAAAUACUGAAACUUAUUUUCCACUGCA